AAAAUAUAAUCAGAGAAAAUGGUUUUACUUAAUUAAUGCGUUCAUUUUCAGGCAAUGAGUAGAGCUCGUAGAAUCGGCCAACAAGAAGUUGUGAACAUCUACAGAUUUGUCACAAGCAAAAGUGUUGAGGAAGAUAUCUUGGAGCGAGCUAAGAAAAAGAUGGUUCUUGACCACCUGGUGAUCCAUAAAUUGAAUGCAGAAGGCAGAUUGGAGAAGGGGAGUUAUUUUGACAAGAAUGAGCUUUCAGCUAUCUUGAGAUUUGGAGCAGAGGAACUUUUUAAAGAAGAGAAGAAUGAAGAAGAAAGUAAGAAAAGGCUCUUGAGUAUGGAUAUUGACGAAUUUAAUUUAAACUUUAUAUGCUUACAGGUGGAAACUAGCUUAAGUCUUAUGUUCUUAAUAAUAAAAGGACUUUUUUUUUACAAUGUGAAGGUAUAUUGAGAUGAUUUCUUUGGAGCAAUUCUUGACAAUAUUUGUAGUUGAGGCCUUUAGAAUGGAAGAAUGUAUUUCACUAAUUUUUGUAUACAUUUCUUGUUUUGUAUUUAGUGAUAAAUGAAUCUGAAUUAGGCAUAAAUUAUGUUGUAAUAUGAUUUCUUAAACCUAGACUAGUAGACUAAAUAUUGUAAUUACAUUUGAGUAAUUAAUAAAAAUCUAUUUAUGUUACCUUA
Molecule: messenger RNA, 665 nt
Organism: Humulus lupulus (European hop)
Lineage: Eukaryota; Viridiplantae; Streptophyta; Magnoliopsida; Rosales; Cannabaceae
Product: protein CHROMATIN REMODELING 5-like
Exons: 3
Coding region: 55-438 (127 amino acids)
Biological process (GO): regulation of transcription by RNA polymerase II; nucleosome organization
Cellular component (GO): chromatin; nucleus
Molecular function (GO): histone binding; ATP hydrolysis activity; chromatin binding
Source: RefSeq, a predicted model, not a curated record